AUGAAGAGUGUUGUAUCUCUGCUGGUGUUGCUGCACUGCUGUCUGUCUGGGGCCCAGGUCCACAGAGAUAGAGAUGGAGUCAGUGGGAAUGAGAUCCAGCAGGUUGACUAUGAGGACAGAGAGAGCAGAGGGAAUGACAUUCAGGCUGACAAACAGAGAGCUGAAGCUGCAGCCUCAACACACAGCCAGCAAACCUGCCAGCCUGACAUCCACACUGUGCUGAGAGAGAUGAGCAACAUGAUGGCGGAGCAGAGAGUUGAGCUGAGUCACACAAAGACUGAACUGGGAGCCAUGGAGGCCCGACUGACAGCCAGUGAGAGCCAGGUGGAGGAAUUGAAAGUCCAGCUGAAAUCCAAAGUGGAGGAACUGACCAAGAGGAAUGAAGCACAAGCAGUGAAACUAAUCUCCAUGGAGACUCGUUCUAACAUCACUGAGAGCCAUGUUGAAGUUCUGAAGAGAAACAGUCAAGACAGGAAGGUGGCUUUCUCAGCCUCACUGGCAGCACCUGGUCAACACGGAAACACUGGACCCUUCAACACUGGAAUCACCCUGGUCUACAGAAAUAUCUACUCAAACAUUGGCAAUGCUUAUAACCCCACUACAGGGAUCUUUACAGCACCAGUGAGAGGACUCUACCUGUUCAGGUUUUACAUCUAUGGAGGGGGUGAUAGUUCAGUUCCUACAACUGCAGCCUUGCAUAAGAAUGGACAUCUAAUAGCUAGUGCAUAUGCUGUCCAAGCUAGUGGUGGCAUUAGUUCCUCCAAUGGAGUGUCAGUGGUGCUGGAGGUAGGAGAUGUGGUCUACAUGCAUCUCUGGGCUGGGAGAAAGAUAUAUGAUGUUACAAAUCGCGUCAGCACCUUCAGUGGUCAUCUGCUCUUCACUAUGUAA
Messenger RNA from Coregonus clupeaformis (lake whitefish), 888 nucleotides. Its product is annotated as multimerin-2-like. NCBI's taxonomy places the organism in Eukaryota, Metazoa, Chordata, Actinopteri, Salmoniformes, Salmonidae. The record is from RefSeq and is a predicted model, not a curated record. Gene Ontology annotation, molecular function: protein binding. The transcript has 4 exons. Bases 1 to 888 code for a protein of 295 amino acids.